UGGCUAGCUUAUUGUUGGCUGACUCUACUCCGGCCCAUUAUUUGUAGGAAUGGACAUGGCCGACUGUGCAAGAUUUUAUAGCACUUUAUUUUACAGAAUUUACUCAUAUCCUGAUAGUACCUGAGGCUGCUUAGCUGAGCUAGCUGAGACUGUAAGUAAGACCUAGGCUAAAAGUAAAAAGAGAGCAUUACUAACGUCAAGAAUGGCGCAUUCAUCGAAAGGGAAACUCGUAGCUGUAAUUGGCGAUGAAGAUACAUGCACAGGAUUCCUUCUUGGGGGUAUUGGGGAAAUCAAUAACAAGAGACAGCCAAACUUCAUGGUAGUUGAGAAGGAAACUGCAGUUCAUGAGAUUGAAGAGAGCUUCAAGAACUUUGUUGCACGCAAUGAUAUUGCAAUCAUCCUCAUCAACCAGAACAUUGCUGAGCAUAUACGUCAUCUGUUAGAUAAUCACACUGAUCCAGUUCCAUCUGUACUUGAGAUCCCAUCCAAAGACAGUCCUUAUGAUCCUAGCAAAGACUCAAUUCUUAGAAGAGCUAAGGGUAUGUUCAGCCCUGAGGAUUUCCGCUGAUGUCAUCGGAACAAUAUUUCUCUCUUCUCAUUCCAUAUAAGUAUAUAGAUAUAUAUAUGAUACAUGUUACUGGGUGAUAAUAGUUAUAAUGGUGAAGAUUUGUUUUAUGCAAUGUGUCCCAUGGUUUUUUCCACCAAUGAAUAGUAAUUCUUCGUGCAAAUAUAUACGGGCAUGCUCCUGCUAAAUACCUUCUUGUACCAGAUUCAUCCAAUCAAAGUUUUCAAUUGUACUGCUAUCCUUUACAUUUUGGAGACUAAACUAUUUUGAUACAGAUAGAUACUGUUCAUGUGAAUAAAAAAAAAAUACAAUGCACCUCCAAACUGAAUCAUUGCUUUUCUUUUGAAAUUUCUGUCUGUAUUUCAUUUUCAUUAUUAUGAAUAUUGAAUAAAGAAAUGUGGUACACAUUACACAUAAUCAAUAAGAACUGUAAUACUCCCUACUUCAACUUCACCUUUUCUUUUGUUUUCUGUAGGUUAGAUAGAUGCUGUAUUAUCAUUUCUUUCGUAUAGUUUGCCAGUUUUAGAUUAAAAUAGUAGUUUUUGUAAACUCCAUAGUGUUAAAUAUAUAUGAAAAAAUAUUUAUAUAUCCAACAAUUUUAUUAAGUAUAUGAUGAUUUAUCUGAUGUAUGUGUAUCAAUAAUUUGCAUUUUAAGGGGAAGUCCACACCCAUGUUGACGUCCAGUUGGUUCCAAGUUCAACAAAAGAAAAAAAAGAAAAUUUUCAGUAAUACAUGAAAACUCACCCAAAGAUAAGUCUUUGAUUUUGAAUUAACUCUUUGUGAUGUCGCUUGCUGUCCUCCCAUAUGUUGUGUACUACAAAUUCAAGGUAAUGUCACAUUUUCAGUUUAAAAAAAAUUCUAGCUGUGCAUUAGCUAUCAAAUUUUGCUUUUUUAAUACAUGCCUUUUUUAAAACAAAUCUUUUGAUUGAUCAACAUAAUGGGAGCAGCUUCAAAAUUACACUGCAGAAUGAAUUAGAAUUUAACGAAUCCACAACUCUGAUAUUCAUUAAUUUAUUUUCACCAAACCUUCACUUUUCUUUUUUUAUCAAAAUCACUUGAUUGACAUCAGGGUGAACUUUCCCUGCUUAAGAUCAUUCAUGAGUUAUCAUCUUAUGUCAUUUGAGGAUAAUAUUACUAAACAUCCUAAUUAAAGCAUUAAAAGCAAUAUAUUUAAGAUUACUGUAAAUUCAUAUACUUUAUUGUAGAUCACUACAGUUGAUUAAGAUUGAAUGGUUUGCUACAUGUACAUACCAGCACAUGUCAGCUUUUGAAAUGCAGGUACACGAUUUGUUGCUUGUAUGCAUACACUUCAUUGGUGCUUACUGAAAAUAUAUUUCCAAGGAUAUAAAAAUAUAUCUGUAUAGACCUAUUGUGUGCAAAUUUACAUGUAUCACUUAGAAAGUGGAAUCAAACUUCAUUUGAUUUUUGUAUUUUUGAUGAAUUUGAUAAUUAUCUUCAAAUUAAUAAUAAUCAAAAUAUCCACAGAGUAGGAGGCAAAUAAUUUUUAUGUAUUUUUUUUAUUUAUAAAGAUUUUGACAUUCUACAAAGAAUCAUAAAAAUAUGGUGAUUUGUUUUUAAUGACUGUUUACAUCAAUUUUGAUAUUUUGGAAAAAAAUGAACAAUGUGGGAAAGAAUAAAGCUUAUGUUAUCCUUAUAUUGUCUUUAAUGGUUCCAUUUUCAUAUUUUGUUGGCCUUUUUUAUUGAGACAAAGUGACCAUACAUUUUGGUUUGGUAUGGGUUUUCCUAUGAAGAGCAAUAUUGUACAAAAUAUCUGGGAUGAAAAUGAAACAAAAUUUACACAAACUUCGCUUUUAUUGCAUUAUUAUCUUCAAUUAUAUUCUGAAAAACAUUUUAGAACAACAAAUCACUCCGAAUCCUUCAAUUGUUAUGGAAAUGCCCAAAUCACUGUUUUCCACACCACGUGACUGAAUUCUGAAGGCAUUCUCACUCAAUCUGUUCUUAUUAAUUAAGUUAGUAAACAUCAAAGGGAAUAUAAAAGUUGCCAAUUUGAAGAAUGAAAGACGAUUUUUAGAAAGGGUUAAGCAAUACUCCUUUUUGUCUCACCUGCAUAGCAGUGUGAGACUAUAGGCGCCGCUUUUCCGGUGGCGGCGGCAUCAACACCAAAUCUUAACCUAAGGUUAAGUUUUUGAAAUGACAGCAUAAAAAAGUAUAUGGACCUAGUUCAUGAAACUUGGCCAUAAGGUUAAUCAAGUAUUACUGAACAUCCUGCCUGAGAUUCAUGUCACAUGACAAAGGUCAUUUAAGGUCAAUGAACUUAGACCAUGUUGGGGGAAUCAACAUCAAAAUCUUAACAUAAGGUUAAGUUUUUGAAAUGUCAUCAUAACUUAGAAAAUAUAUGGACCUAGUUCAUGAAACUUGGACAUAAGGUUAAUCAAGUAUCACUGAACAUCCUGCAUGAGUUUCACGUCACAUGACCAAGAUCAAAGGUCAUUUAGGGUCAAUGAACUUUGGCCGAAUUGGGGGUAUCUGUUGAAUUACCAUCAUAACUUUGAAAGUUUAUGGAUCUGAUUCAUGAAACUUGGACAUAAUAGUAAUCAAGUAUCACUGAACAUCCUGUGCAAGUUUCAGGUCACAUGACUAAGGUCAAAGGUCAUUUAGGGUCAAUGAACGUUGGCCAAAUUGGGGGUAUUUGUUGAAUUACCAUCCUAACUUUGAAAGUAUAUUGGUCUAGUUCAUUAAACUUGGACAUAAGAGUAAUCAAGUAUCACUGAACAUCCUGUGCGCAUUUCAGGUCACAUGACCAAGGUCAAUGAACUUUGGCCGAAUGGGGGUAUCUGUUGAAUUACCAUCAUAACUUUGAAAGUUUAUAGAUCUGAUUCAUGAAACUUGGACAUAAGAGUAGUCAAGUAUCACUGCACAUCCUGUGCGAGUUAUAGUAGGUUUCAAAGUCAGCACUGCUGCUAUAUUGAAUUGCGUGAUGCAGGUGAGACCGCCAGAGGCAUUCCACUUGUUUAUCUUUUUUUCCUACCAAAGUUUGUGUUGUUGUUGGAUUGAAUGUAGUGAACCAGAAACUUGUCAUCUACCAGUACUUGUGAAAUAGAUAUGUUCAGGCUCCAAAUAAUAAAAUUGUGUAAAUUUAAUGAGAGUGCUUUUAAAAUAGAUCAAUGUAUGAGUUGUAAUUUUGUUUUAUUUUUUAUACCCCCCGUCCUAUACGGGACGUAUGAUGGUAUCACGCUCGAUGUCCUGUCUGUCCAUCCAUCUGUUAACUUUUCCUUUUAAAUGCGAUAACUUAACCUAGGCUCAUAUAAUUUGGUGUGUAUGAUACUAGCAUGGAUCCAAGGAAGCCUAUUCAAUAGGCUUCCUUGGAUCCAUGCUUUGAACUUUUGAGGUCAAAAGGUCAAGGUCACAGGGACAUGUUUUCAUCUUACCCUUCUGCAAUCCUUGUAAACUUGAUAUUCUAGCUAGGCUCAUAUAAUUUAGUGUGUACUAGCAUGAAUCCCAGGAAGACUAUUGAUUUUGAGGUCCAAAGGUCAAGUUCACAGUGACAUGUUUUCAUCUUACCCUUCUGCAAUCCUUGUAAACGCAAUAACAUUAGUUUAACUUAACCUAGGCUCAUAUAAUUUGGUGUGUAUGAUACUAGCAUGGAUCCCAGGAAGUCUAUUGAUUUUGAGGUCAAGAGGUCAAGGUCACAGUCACAUGUUUUCAUCUUGCCCUUCUGCAGUCCUUGUAAACGCAAUAACUUAAGUUUAACUUAACCUAGGCUCAUAUAAUUUGGUGUGUAUGAUACUAGCAUAGAUCCCAGGAAUUCUAUUGAUUUUGAGAUCAGAAGGUCAAAGGUGAAGUCGUCACCUUCCACUUUUCUUGCUUGACCAAUAACUCCAUUUCCCGUGUUACAGGCAGGCGUAUUAUGUGCUCGCCUUAGCAACACUGUAUUUAUAGUUCAUGUGAGUCUUUGGUUUUUCACAUCUUAGCAGCUUUAUUUCUACAACACAAUGGCUGGAAUUCACAAAGGUGGUUUUGAAACGGUGAUUUGAAACCACAGUUAAUACAAAUUUCAUGCAUUGAAUAAGCUAAUUUUAGCACAUAAGAAAUGAAGAAAGCUCUAGUAGUGAAUGCACACAUUUAUCAAAGGGCACUAAAUUGAUGUGUGUUACUAAGGUUGCAUCAUUAAUGAGACCGUUACUUUUUAUUGAUGAUUCCACUGUUUAUUACAUAAACGGUGGGUUCAUCAAAACAGUAUCCUUAGUGACAGGCAUGAAUUUAGCUCCUUGUAAUAAAAUCACAACUCCAUAUAUACAUCACACUGAAAAAGCGUAAUCGGUGCAUGAAAUCAGGAAUCAUGGUUUCAAACUAUGGUUUCAAAAUUACCUUUUCAAUUGUAGGCAAAUCAGUUUGUAAAAUGAACAAUUCUUCAUCUUUGGGAACCUCACGACAUUUAUUUUUCGUCAUUUGGUAUAUCUAUUCCUUGUUGAUAUGAAUAUAUAGUCGCAAAGGAUAUUAUGAGUUGCAUGCUAUAUUAAUAAAAAUAAAUCUACAAUUACGUUGUAUUGCCCAUUUUGAUGGCUGAUACAUGGAGUAUGUUUGAAAUAGCCUCUACCCCCUCUCUCUCUUCCUGUCCAGUCCUAUUUUCAAAUGCAUUAUUACAUGCAUUUUUAUUAAUCAAUGGUACUGAAAGUUAUACUGUUAUAAAAUGUUUUAUAUUUGUAUUUGAAUGUCAGUAAAACUAAAGAAAUUAUUGAA
Molecule: messenger RNA, 5266 nt
Organism: Lytechinus pictus (painted urchin)
Lineage: Eukaryota; Metazoa; Echinodermata; Echinoidea; Temnopleuroida; Toxopneustidae
Product: V-type proton ATPase subunit F-like
Exons: 5
Coding region: 203-568 (121 amino acids)
Biological process (GO): proton transmembrane transport
Cellular component (GO): membrane; proton-transporting V-type ATPase, V1 domain
Molecular function (GO): proton-transporting ATPase activity, rotational mechanism
Source: RefSeq, a predicted model, not a curated record